Molecule: messenger RNA, 6986 nt
Organism: Pocillopora meandrina
Lineage: Eukaryota; Metazoa; Cnidaria; Anthozoa; Scleractinia; Pocilloporidae
Source: the annotation of a GenBank genome assembly
AUGCCAAGAGGCGGUUACAGCAAAAUAUCUAGUGAUGAUGAAGAAGUAAGUUUUACAUCCGCUCUUUUCUUUCGUUGGAUGAACAGCGUCCUCAAGACAGGCAGUCAAAGACCUUUAGAUCCGGAUGACUUCUUACCGUUACAAGAAGAGAACUCGGCCUGUUUUGUCACCAAGAAGUUUCGAGAAAGCUGGGAAAACAAGAAAGUUCACUGCAAAAAAAAUGGGAAAAAACCCAAGUUGUGGAAAAGCGUGUUUCAGAUGCUCUCUGUUGAAGAUGUCAUCAUUAUUUUGUUGGGAAAUAGUUUGUUUACAGCAUCUCGCCUUCUCUUUCCAUUGCCUCUCGGAUAUCUUGUUGCCAAACUAAUGUCAACUGAGACAGGCCAUUCCUUUUCCCUCUAUGCAUGCGCUUUGGCUUUGUGUUUCAAUGGUUUGAUCGGCAGUCUUGGAAUGCAUCAUCAAGACUAUAAAGGAGAAGUGUUGGGGAUUCGAAUAAGCAGCGCCUUGAGAGGUCUGGUGUACCACAAGGUAAGUACGGUUCAGCUUAAAGGUACUAAGGCAUUUUUCUGUUACUCCUAAAAUUCUUCAGCCCGGGUUAGACACUCAAAAAAGAAAAAAGUUACCCAUCCGAUCCGGAAUUGCUAUUUCCAGAACUUAAAAUCUUGUUAUCAGUUGCGGCCUCUGGGAGCCAGGGAACGAUGUCAUUGAAUCAAGCGAAGAGGCAAAUUGGUUUUUGUGCAAAAAGCUGAAAAUUGAGGGGGCAAAAUAGUGCGUGGUCGCCACAAUCACAACUGAUUUCUCCAGUCAGCGGUGUGGUUAACGAUGUCAGUUAUUUGUUGUGUAAGUAUAAGUGAACAAUCUCACUAGAAAUCAUAACAAAUAUAUCUUCACUUGUCAGAAAAAUUAUUUCUACUGGGGCGACGGACUUAGUCAAAAAUCAGGGACUGCUCGUAGUCUCAUAAAUUUUAGAGAACACUUACUCUCUUUGUUACUAGCUCCAAACAAACGAACAAACGAACCGGCAAACGAACAGUGUGAGUCAAUUUGAUGUCCUUAAUUAUCUGCAGACGCUUCUUCUCAGCAAGCAGACGUUACUGAAAUUCACAGCUGGACGCGUAAUUGACCUUAUAUCCAAUGACGUGAAGCGGAUGGAGGAAGAGACCAUCAAGUUUUUUUUCUUGACCAUUUUCGCAUUCUUUAGCACUGCGGGAUCAAUGUUCCUUAUCACAUAUUUGAUUAGCUGGCAGGCUGUAGUGGGAGUUAUCUUCAUGUGUUUCCUACUGCCGUACUUUGCGGUCAUGUCCUAUUUCAGUGCUAAGCUGCGCCUACGCACGGCAGCCGUUUCCGAUCAGCGCAUUUCUUUGAUGAACCAAGUUGUGUCCGGGAUCCGCGCGAUCAAAACGCAUGCGUGGGAAGAUGAAUACCGAGAAAAAAUAAAGCAUACUCGAAGGUAAGGCCAGAAGUUAUGUCAACUCAGGAGGUCAGAGGCUAAAAAUCUCGAGUCUCGAUGGGGUGAUGGCUUUCACGGCAAACGAUUAAAAUUUUGGUCAGUAGACUAAAGGUUAACCCAAAUUUGUGUUGGAGAUGGGAAUUAUUUUUACGGUUAAUUUAUUUACGGCUAACGGUUAAAAUUUGUCAAUUUUUACGCCUAACGGUUAAAUGAUUUGGCUGUUUCACGGCUAACGGCUAACCCCAAUGAGACCCUCAACUUAGCAAUCUUAGCUAUGGAAAGUAAAUUUAUUUUUGAUUGAGGUAUUCUGAAAGUGGUUUCUGUAGGUAUUUCAAAAUUAUUCCACGAGCGUACGUUUGAUGCGAGAUUAUACCAUCGCAAUCAUUGGUAUUCCUCGCUAUCUGAUUGGCGCUCAUCGGUGCCAUUUAUUAACGAAUCGCUCCAUUUAUUGCUCUAAAUCGCAUCUUUUUCCCAGCUAAUGAGAACGUUUACUAAAAAAAAAAAAAAACCAAUCAGAUCUCAAGGCUCGGUGAGAGUAUCUAAUCAGACUGCAGGAAACUGAAAGACAACUUCUGCAACUUUUUACAAACCAGGUCGGCACUAGAUCAAUAAAAUAUUUUUACAGACUAAAAAAUCCUGUAUUUGAGCGACUGAAUUUUGCGAUUUCACAAUGGAUGUAAAAACGCACGUGCUAAUUGAACUUUUUGUCUGAAAUCGUACUUUUGAUUUCAAACCAUGCUGUGUGCUUGUUUGAUUUUCGAAUCACGCGUAUGAUUUCAGGCGAAAUUGCACUAGAAUUGUCCAAGGUCAGAUAUUCCUGUCGAUGCUUGUAAAAUUUCAUUCUAACUUAAUACUAAUCAAUCUUUCUGUUAUCGACGGAAGGGUAGACUGCUGAAACGAAUGACUCCCCAUGGGGCUUUAUUGAAAAGUUCUUCAGUGUACUGAUUUGAAAAAUACGUCAAUAAAUAGUUCAUGUAACAACUUUUAUUAUUAAACUUUGCAUAAAUAUUUUUCUAUCGUUUGAGGCGAGAUUUUGAGGCGAGAUUUUGAGCCCUUCUGAUUUGUGAUUUUUACGCAUUUUUAGGUAUGACAUUCCACUGAGCAUUCGCAUAUAACAUGGGAUGAAAUUUUAUUUUCAGGCAUGAAAUCAGCGUAAUUUCGAAGAAGACAGCCAUUAAUUCAACCAUUGAUGCUUUGAUUUACUCUGUGGUUCCAAUGGCUACUCUUGUUUCAGUAAUCGUCAUGGUGUUAACGGGACAAACCCUCAAGCCUCCUGAUGUUUUUAUGCUCCUUUGCUUUAUGCGAAUACUUAAAAAUAGCUGCUUCUAUGACUUGCCCGUUGGCUUUAUGGGAACAUAUGAUGCAUUCGUUUCGCUUGGAAGAAUCGAAGAAUUUCUUCUUUUGGAUGAUAUGUCUGAGACCUCAUUUGGUGAUGAAUGUAAAGAAGACAGACUUCAAACAGAAAGUGGCUUAACUAAACCAAAUAUCUGUUUCUCUGAUAGCCAAGCUGAAAAUAUGAGCCGAGACAGUUCCUACUUUGCGUAUCACGAAAAAGACCCAAUACCUACCACUGUAUGUGUUUCGAAUUUGACGUGCAAGCAAUACCUUCGUGAAGACGAGUUCAUUCUCCAAGAUAUCGACAUAGUUGUACCUCCACAGAGUUUAACAGUUAUCACCGGACCAGUAGGAAGUGGAAAAUCUACUCUGCUCUCGGCGAUUGCUGGUGAAAUACCUUACGCAAGUGGAACAAUUAAAUACCAGGGUUCUGUCAUUUAUUUGCCUCAGUCUGCUUGGGUGUUCUCGGGAACGAUAAGAGAAAACAUUUUGUUUGGUCAGCCUUACGAAGAAUUCAAGUACGAAAGAAUAGUCGAGGCUUGUGCUCUGAAGGAAGACAUCCAGCGGUUUCCUGAUGGCGACCUAACGAUUGUGGGAGAACGCGGUGAAGUUCUGAGCGGAGGACAACAAGCGAGAAUCAGUUUAGCGCGCGCAGUUUAUGCUGACGGAGAUCUCUAUUUAUUGGAUGAUCCACUGAGUGCUGUCGAUUUCAAAGUUGGUCAACAUAUCUUUGAAAAGUGCAUGAAAGAUCUACUGGGUAACAAAGUUGUUCUUUUAUCCUCACACCAUCAACAGCACAUGGAAAACGCCGGCCAAGUGAUUGUGUUGAACAAGGGCCGUGUGCUGGAGAAGGGACGAUUCACUGAGCUACAAGAGCAAGGCAUAAUUAGCUCAAUCGUUGACUCGCAUUUUAAAGCAUCUAUGAAGAACAACACUGAGCCAUAUGAGACGGUUGGGUUGGAGACCAAGGAGAAACACGAUGAUAUUGAUAAAUGUCAGGAAAUACUUCCCCUGCCCAAUGCGGGCAAGAGUUUGGAGAUAGCACCGGAGGAUCGCACAAUCGGAGUGGUAACAUCUAAGCUUUAUUGGGACUACUUCACAAGUGGAGUGCAUCCCUUAAUGAUUAUUGGAAUGGGCGUUUUAUUUCUCAUCUCUGAAGGUAAACUAGCACCUAGACUGAGCAUUUGCCCAGAGUUAGAUCCAAAACAUUAGAUGAAAAAAAAAAAAACCUUUUUUUCAUUUCCUUUUUCUUCUUUAUUGAAUAUUGUAUUACAAUUUACCUUGCAGUACUCUCUGUUCCUAGGUAAAACUUUACUUACGAGAAAAGAAAAAUUCUAAUUCAACCGCGCAUCUUUGUUUGUUUGUUUGUUUUUUUUUUCAGCCGCCAUAGUUGCUCCGGACUUUUGGCUCUGGUUUUUAACAGAACAAAACCAAGAGGAUCAGAAAAACAAGACUUAUCUUUCUAUUUACGCCUGUCUUGUGAGCGUGUGUCUUACAUUUACCGUUGUUCGAGCUUAUGGUUUCCUCCUGAUUUGUCUGAGGUGCGCUGAACGUCUGCACGAUAAAAUGCUUUUAGCUAUUUUACAAGCACCUGUUCUGUUCUUUGAUUCAAAUCCCGUGGGAAGAAUCCUAAAUCGCUUUGCUAGUGAUAUCGGCUGCGUGGAUGAGCUGCUACCCAAAACAUUCUUGAAAGCAGUGCAGAAUCUCUUGUCUAUAUCCAUCUUAAUUCUGAUAUCGAUUACCACAAAUCCUUGGCUUUUCUUUCUUGCCUUUCCACUGACGAUGAUGGUAGUGUAUAUUUCCAAGUAUUACUUGAAGACUGCCAGAGAGCUGAAAAGGUUAGAGUCGAUAUCCCGAAGCCCAGUGUUCUCUCAUUUUUCGGAGACUCUGUUAGGACUGGACACGAUUCGCACCAGAGGAAGGCAGGCAGAUUUUGUGGAGACAUUUUACAGGUAGAUCAGUGACACUGACACUUAUCGCGUGGUGGGGGGAGGGGGAGGAUGUUUUUGGGGGGAUCACAUGGUUUUCAGGGAGGGCAGAGGAGUUCUUUAAAGCGUGAUUUUGACAAGUGUAUGCUGUCUUACAAAAAGUAGGUGGACCCAGGUAAACUAUAUGAUUAUCGAAAUGACCUGGGGAAAGUGGGGUGAAUUACACAAUGCGGGAAGUUCUAAGAAACAAUUUUCCCUUUUUAUUGUUUCCUUGGUAUGUUUAUAGGCUACAUUAUGUUGUCAGGCCAAAGACCGAUCUUAAGUUUAUACGUAAAUUGGCCUCCGUAAAGAGUUUAAAAGUUGACGUUUCGAACGUUAGCCCUUCGUCAGAGCGAAAGGCUAACGCCUGAUGAAGGGCUAACGCUCGAAACGUCAGCUUUUGAACUCUUUACGAUGGCCAAUUUACGUUAUCAACUCAGUUGAUAAUGCUUAAUUACCCUGUUAUACUCCCCCACUAACGUGGCACCACAGUUUAUUUAGAAACUUGCCCCGUUAGGUUUAUACGCCCUGGUUCAGCCACCAGAUAAAAUUGUUAUCAUUAUCAAGCUAAAUUUCUUCAUUGUAACGGUUAAUCCCGGCAGAUAUCAAGAUGUUCAUAAUCAGUCGUACAUUUUGGUGAUGGCCAGUGGUAGAUGGUUAGGAGUCCGUUUGGAUUGUCUCGCUUCCCUGUUAGUUGGUGCAGUUGCUCUGGCCGCAGUACUGGUCUCUCAAAAUGCCGGUGAGCUCUACAAUGACCCUGUUGUUACACUUUCUAUCUGAGAAUAUGUAUAGUCGCGAGUUUGGUUACAGCAUAGUGUUAGUGAGACAGUGGCAAUGGACUACAAAACCUGUUGUUUAAUGGAGCAUUUCGUGCGGUGCACACUACUUGACGUAUGUCACAGUAAAUAGUUGGUUUCCCUCCGGUGCUGACUGUAGAAAAAAAGGAAGGAAGAAAAAAGAAAAAAAGUAACAAAAAAAAAAACAAAGCAAGACAAACUCUGCACACCCUAACAUAAGUACGCAUAUUCUCUAUACUGUUCUCUGUACAUUUCCUUAGGAACUGGCCAGGAGAUUUUUUUUCAUAGUCAAGAGCCUCUUCAGUUGGUGAUCAUUUCCUUGAUUCAGGGAUGAUAUUGUGCGGAGAAAUCAGACAUUAGUCACUCUCAGCGGUUAAAGGGUUAACAAUCCUUUAAAAAGAAACUGAGAAGGCAGUCAGAAGGUAGCGGCAGUAAGGCUGAGCAUCAUAAAACUUACAACAACAGCAGAAAUAACAAUAAUAGGAACUUAAUAGUGAAAUCAAUUUUGCCUAAUUGGUCAUUUACUUGGUUCAGAAUUUUUAAAAUGACACUCCAAAUAUCUUUUCAGCUUUCGCUGGCCUUUCACUUGUUUACGUCAUCCAAGUUAUGGUAAUCACUCAAUAUACUGUUAGAAAAGCCGCUGAAGUGGAGAAUUACAUGACGUCAGUUGAAAGAGUUCUGACGUAUACUAAACUUAACUGUGAGCCUGGGUACAAAGUAGAAAGACACCCCCCUAAAGAUUGGCCAAGUGAAGGACGUAUUGCAUUCAGAGAUGUAUCAUUGACGUAUUAUCCGGGAGGACCUCAAGUGCUGAAGGAAAUAAAUCUUAAUAUCAAAGGAGGAGCAAAGAUCGGAGUUGCUGGCCGUACGGGAGCUGGGAAAUCAUCGUUAGUGGCAGCUCUUAUGCGCAUGCCUGAUGCUGACGGAGAGAUAAUUAUUGACGAGAUUUCGAUAAAAGAUAUAAACCUCCGACAAUCCCGACGAAGUAUUUCGGUCCUUGGUCAAACUCCUGUGCUUUUUAGUGGAACACUGAGAAAAAAUCUAGACAUUUUAGAGGAGUUUGAAGAUCCUGACUUAUGGCAGGCCUUAGAAGAUGUGCAGCUAAAAGAUUUUGUAGAGAAUCUUGAGGCGAAGCUUAAUCACGAAUUGCUUGAACACGGUGCUAAUGUCAGUGUAGGAGAGCGGCAGUUGAUUUGCUUGGCUCGUGUGCUGCUGCAGCGAAGUAAGAUUAUUAUAUUGGACGAGCCAACUGCGCAUGUCGACCCCGCCACAGAGCAGACGAUUUGGGACAUUGUACGGGAAAAGCUGAAGGACGCAACUGUUAUCACUAUAGCUCACCGUUUGAACACUUUAAAAGACUGUCAGAUGAUUUUGGUCCUAAAAGAUGGAAGAGUUCAUGAAUUUGACAAAUUUAAUUCACUGGUGAGCACUCAGAUCUGA